AUGCGCCACCAAGUGAAAGAAGAACCCACCUACAAAAUGAAUCGUGGUGCUGGUGAAAACACUUCUCGGGACCAAAGCAACGAAAAGCUCCUCGUGAAGCUCUGCCACGCUGAGCAGAUCCUCCGGACGCUGGAUUCCUAUCGGCAGGAUGGCAUCUUCACGGAUGUAGUGCUUGCAACGGAAGGGCAGGAGUUCCCUUGCCACCGUGCCGCUUUAUCGGCCAACAGUGCUUACUUUCGAGCGAUGUUUGCCCGUGGCCUGAAAGAAGGCCACCAAAAUGUCAUCAGUCUCCAGCAGAUCUCAGCACCCACCAUGAGUCUGGUCUUAGACUACAUGUACGGGGCGGAUAUAGUCAUCCAGGAAGACAAUGUGGAACGAGUUUUGGAACUUUCCAACUUGCUUCAGAUCUCCAAACUCCAGGAAGCUUGCAUUGGCUUCUUGGAAGGGCAGCUCCACCCUUCCAACUGCUUGGGCAUCAAGAGGUUCGCCAACUCCUUUUCCAUCCCAUCCCUGGUGGAGAAGAGCAAGAGGUGUCUACUGGAAGGCUUUGCGGAGGUGUCACACCACCAGGAAUUCCUGGACCUGGAGGCUGAGGAGCUAGCCGAGUGCUUGGCAGAUGAACAACUGGCUGUCCUAAAAGAAGAAGUGGUCUUCGAGGCAGCGAUGCGAUGGGUGCGCCAUGAUGUGGGUGCCCGGAAAGGGGUGUUGAAAGAUCUGCUGCAGUGUGUCCGUCUCCCUCUGUUGGACCCCUGCUACUUCGUAGAGAAGGUGGAGACGAACGAGCUUAUCCAGGCGUGCAAGGAGUGCGUUCCUUUGCUUCAAAAAGUCCGCAAGGGUUACCUCCUAGGCACUGAAGUCGGCUCUCCAUGGUCUAGACCAAGAAGAUUCAUGGAAUUAGCAGAGAUGAUAGUUGUGAUUGGUGGCUGCGAUAAAAAAGGUCUUUUGAAGCUCCCUUUCGUGGACAUGUUCCAUCCUGCAAGUGGGCAGUGGAAGCCACUCUCUAGCAUGCCAGGAUAUACUAAAUCGGAGUUUGCGUCCUGCAGCCUGAAGAACAACGUGUACAUAUCAGGAGGACAUGUCAACAGCAGUGAUGUCUGGAUGCUGAGCCCGAAGCUGAACGUCUGGAUCAAGGUUGCCUGCUUGAAGAAAGGCCGGUGGAGGCACAAAAUGGUUACUCUCCAGGGAAAGAUCUACGCAGUGGGGGGAUACGAUGGCUUUGACCGGCUGGCUAGUGUCGAAUGCUACGACUCCUUCUGCAACACUUGGACAGCUGUGGCACCUCUGGUGGAAGCCAUCAGUUCGGCUGCUGUUGUCUCCUGCCUCGACCAGCUGUACGUGAUUGGGGGUGCGGUGGACGACAGGGCCAAUACAGAUAAAGUGCAGUGCUACGAUCCAGCAACCAAUCGCUGGAGCCUUCUGUCUCCUGCCCCUUUCAGUCAGAGGUGUAUCAAUGCCGUCACACUGAACAACUUGAUUUAUGUUGCCGGAGGGCUUCUGAAUAAAAUCUUCCACUACGAUCCCCGGAAGGACACCUGGAGUGAAGUGGCAUCUCUCCCUGGGCCUCUGGAGAGCUGUGGGAUCACGGUGUGUGCUGGCAAGAUCUACAUCCUCGGGGGCAGAGAUGAGAACGGAGAAGGCACCGAGAAAGCUUUUGUUUUUGAUGUAGCCACGGGGAAAGUGGAACCACAGCCCCCUCUCCAGCGUUGUACUAGUUACCACGGUUGUGUGACCGUCCUCCAGCAUGUGACCAGAUGA
This is a messenger RNA of Eublepharis macularius, 1755 nucleotides long. It is a transcript of the gene KLHL35, whose product is annotated as kelch like family member 35. Bases 1 to 1755 code for a protein of 584 amino acids. Gene Ontology annotation, molecular function: protein binding. The record is from RefSeq and is a predicted model, not a curated record. Lineage: Eukaryota; Metazoa; Chordata; Lepidosauria; Squamata; Eublepharidae. The transcript has 6 exons.